Molecule: messenger RNA, 1204 nt
Organism: Myripristis murdjan (pinecone soldierfish)
Lineage: Eukaryota; Metazoa; Chordata; Actinopteri; Holocentriformes; Holocentridae
Gene: tac1
Product: tachykinin precursor 1
Exons: 5
Coding region: 273-623 (116 amino acids)
Biological process (GO): tachykinin receptor signaling pathway
Source: RefSeq, a predicted model, not a curated record
GCAGAGGCAGAGCGCGCGGACAGCUUCGGAGAGGGUAGCUGGGCAUUUUGACGCACGCGGCAUGGAGUGACAUCGGGAGUAACACAGUUCUAACGGGAAGAAGCAGCGCGCGCACAGUGUACAACUCUAUCUGCUCGAGCCUCAUCCCUUCUCAGUUUUGUUUUUCUUUUCUUUUUGUUGGCCGCUGAUAAUUAAUGAUAAUUUAGGUCGAAUUGCAAGACAAAGGUGUAUCGAACAGUAACCUCGACGACAAAAAGAAGAGGUUCGGCAUCAUGAAACUACUCCUGCUGCCACUUUUAAUGGCCUUUCUCGCCGUCGCCCAAGUUUUUUGCGAGGAAAUUGGCCCCAAAGAAGAGCUUGACUAUUGGACGAGCAGUAGUCAAAUGCAGCAGGACGGAUGGCUUUCCUCCGACCCGUUCAGAGAAAUCCUCCUGAGGAUGACGAGGAAACCUCGGCCGCACCAGUUUAUCGGUCUGAUGGGGAAGCGCUCCAUGGCAAACGCACAGAUCACCCGCAAAAGGCAUAAAAUCAACUCCUUUGUUGGACUGAUGGGGAAAAGGAGCCAGGAGGAGCCAGAUUCCUAUGAGUGGAGCACAAUACAGACGUACGACAAGCGCCGUUAAACAGUCAUCUCCUCACCUGCCUGCUUCUCAUCUAGCUAGUCUUCAUACAGGGGAGGGGUACCUGAUGCUGUUUUUUUGUUCUCUCAAAACAAUGUAUAGCUGUUAGUCUAAUAAACAAUUCUGUUUCCACAUUGUAGUGAUGUAGCAGUGCUGUACCUGUACCAGUUUGAUUUGUCCCAGCAGACAGGGAAUACACAGAGAGGCGAAAAUGAUAUCAGCCUCUCACAGAAUCAUAUGUAAUUUCAUAUAUGUGACUUUCUUAGAGCCAUUUGCCAUGCCACAAAGAAACUCCCGUUGUUGUGGACCAUCAAAGCAAGGCCAUACCCCCUGGGUAUGCAGAAAAUUGCACUGCCAAUCCACUGUAUAGUGCCUCAUAACUGUUUAAUCGCAUCUGAUUGUUCUGAAAAUACAAACUCUGAGACAGGUAUACUGCUCUGACAGGACAUUUUGAUUCUCAAGUGGUUUUGGAAAUGCUGUCAUGUUGUCAAACUAGACAUUAUGAAACAAUGGUAUGAUAUGAGUCUGAGUGUGAACGUGGCUUGAAAUAUAUUAAAACUAUUUUCUUUAUUAGUUAAACUAAA